AUGAACAUCGAUAUUUACCCACAAACUGAUGACCUUCUGGAUCCACAACUUAUAUUCAAUCAUCGUAUACGUGUUAAAGUCAAGCUUUACUUGCAGUUAAAAUUAACAGCUUUAAAAAUUAAUGUCUUGAACUGUUUUUUUUUCUUACAAAAUUUAGGUUUGUUGUUGUCUGUCAAACUACAGUUACAUAUUGUAAACUUACAUCCAACAAUUCUUGCAGAUGGGAGCAUAAUUCGUCAUAGAACUAAACGAUGGGCCUUUUAUGAAAUACAUAAAUGUGGUCGUAUUAAAGGAUAUAGUUGUUUAGAACAUCGUCAUUGUUAUGAACGUUAUCUGCGUCGUGAUAUGGUUUGUUUUGAAGUUUAUCCAUGCUUAAGUUCAUGUAUAUUUAUUGCUCAGCUUCACGAUGCUGAAAAAUUAAAUGAACAAAUUAAAAAAUUAUUAUUAGACGGUAUACCAGUCAAUAAUCAUAACGAUCCGAUUAAUUAUGUACGAGAACAAACGGCAAAAUUAUUGAAGGAAUUAAAUUUAACUCUACCAUUGCAUAAUCAACCAAAAGUCUCAGUGCUAUCAUCACCAUCACCACCAUCAUCAUCAUCAUCAGCAGCAGCAACAGCAGCAUGAUCAUUUUCGGAAUCGUCUAAUAUGAAUUAACCCAGGAGUUUCACUACAUUACAGGUCGAAAAAUUAUAAUGAUAAUUUAGAGAAGAAAACAAGAUCAAAUUAUUAUAUCUUUUCUGUUUUGUACAUGUUUUGUAUUUCUUUUCAGAAAUUCUAUUUGUAUUUAAGUUUUCCUGUUUAUUUGUAUAUUUUCAUGCCUUGAAUGAAAACUUUCCUUUUUCUAAAUUCAUUGAAUGAAAUAAGUGCAUUUGAGAAAUGGUCAUUCUCACCCAUGGUACAAAUAAUAAUAUACCUCCAUAAAUAAUUCCAAUACUACUACUACUACUACUACUACUACUACUACUACCUAAACUCAUGUUACUAUCAAUACUACUGACAUUACAUAUAAAAUAACAAAUAUUACAGGGAAAUCAAACAACCAGGAAAGAUUAAGAUAUAAGAAAAAAGUAGAGACAAGACAAUCUGUGAUAUGCAUUAUACAUAUGUACAUACUUAUUUGUUUGUUUAUUUUAAAGAUAUAAAUGUAAUUUUUUAUUAUUAUUUCUCAUGAAUAUACUACUUAUUUGUAAAAACUAAAUUCAG
Messenger RNA from Schistosoma intercalatum, 1203 nucleotides. The record is from the annotation of a GenBank genome assembly. Lineage: Eukaryota; Metazoa; Platyhelminthes; Trematoda; Strigeidida; Schistosomatidae.